This is a messenger RNA of Lactuca sativa (garden lettuce), 2492 nucleotides long. Its product is annotated as hydroxyproline O-galactosyltransferase GALT6. The record is from RefSeq and is a predicted model, not a curated record. NCBI's taxonomy places the organism in Eukaryota, Viridiplantae, Streptophyta, Magnoliopsida, Asterales, Asteraceae. Gene Ontology annotation, cellular component: Golgi membrane. Gene Ontology annotation, molecular function: carbohydrate binding; hydroxyproline O-galactosyltransferase activity.
AUAUAGAUAUAAUAUGCUACAUCAGAACAAAAUAUGAUCUUUUAAUUGAGAAUAAGUACUAAAAUCAAAAGUUUAAUUUUAACGACUCUAUCUAUCAUAUUAGAGUUGUCAGUGGGAUAGAUAACUAUGAUAUAGAAGAUUAACUUGUACACAUAAUUUGAAUUUUUGGAUAAUCAAUUCAAUUUCUGUUUGGUUUCAGGUAGAGGCCACCGGCCACCGCCUGCGAAAGCUUCUUUUUCAAUACACACUUCCAAGUUCCACGUCUCCAUGUAAAACUCUACCUCCCCUUCCACCGCAUAACCCUUCGUCUCUCUCUGCAACACUCUCUCCAAACGUGUCUGAUGUUUCAUGUUCAAUUCUGAGAGCCAAUAGCUAUACAAAAUCAAUCGGAACUUGUUUCCUUCUCAUGAUCCACGAUAAUUCACACCACGGUUGGUUUUUUUUCCGACUUCUGAGUCUGUUCUUGUUCUUGUUCUCGUUUAGUUGGAUAAUUAAAGAGAUUAACCAUGAAACGGACUAAAUUAGACGGGUUCAUGUCUUUCAGACAGAAAAGAUGGAUUCAAUUUCUGAUCGGCGUAGGGAUUUUGUAUCUGCUGCUCAUGGUCAAUUUCGAAGUACCCUUCCUGUUCAAAUCAGUUACUCAAGAAAAAGAUGCAGAACAAAGUUCUAGAAAUACCUUGUUCUUCACCGACGGAUUGUCUAAGGAAUCGUUAGUCUUAGACAGUGAAGAAGAAUCCCCAAUUCGACCUCUGAAAGUCCCCCAUUAUGCUCCAUCAAAUCCUAGGCGUGUUGGAAAAAUCCGCGAAUUCAAAGCUUUAUCAAACUUGAAAUUUGACGUCGACUUUGUAAACACUAAACCUGGAUUUGGGGGAAUUCAAACAUCUGCAAAAGAAGCUUUUCUCGUAGGGAAGAGUUUCUGGGAAGAAGUUGAAUCACCAUCGAAAAACAACAUAACAGAAGGUAUCAAAAACCAAACUAUCGAGAGUUGCCCUGGUUCGAUUACGCUAUCAGGUUCUGGUUUCCAAAAAAAGGGAAACAUUAUCGUGCUUCCUUGUGGGAUGACAUUGGGAUCACAUAUAACUCUUGUCGGGAGACCUAGAAAGGCUCAUUUUGAACAGGACCCAAAGAUCUCAUUGUUGAAACAGGGUGAGGUUUCACAGUUUAUGAUGGAGUUGCAGGGUUUGAAAACUGUUGAUGGAGAAGACCCACCAAGAAUUUUGCAUUUUAAUCCUCGAUUGAAGGGUGAUUGGAGUGGAAAACCUGUGAUUGAACAGAACACUUGUUACAGAAUGCAAUGGGGCAUUGCUCAUCGAUGCGAGGGAUGGAAGUCUAGGGUUGAAGAAGAGACUGUUGAUGGUAAGGUGAAAUGCGAGAAGUGGGUUCGUGAUGAUGAUGGUCACCUCGAAGAUUCAAAAUCAAGUUGGUGGUUGAAGAGAGUGAUAGGCCGAACCAAGGUGCCUUUUGAUUGGCCCUUUCCCUUUGUAGAAGGGAAGCUAUUUGUCCUCACUCUUAGCGUGGGUUUAGAGGGUUAUCAUGUCUAUGUUGAUGGCAGACACAUCACUUCAUUUCCUUAUCGAACAGGAUUUGCAUUGGAGGAUGCUACGGGUUUGGCUUUGAAAGGGGACAUUGAUGUCCACACUAUACUUGCUGCCUCUCUUCCUUCUGCACAUCCAAGUUUCACGCCCCAAAAACACCUUGAGAUGUCCCAAAAAUGGAAGGCGCCGCCUCAUCCAAGUGGGCCCAUCGAUCUGUUUAUUGGAAUUCUUUCAUCAGGAAAUCAUUUCGCCGAGCGAAUGGCGGUUAGGAAGUCAUGGAUGCAACAUGAUCUCAUCAAGUCUUCUCAUGUCGUUGCUCGUUUCUUUGUGGCACUCCACGCAAGAAAAGAAGUGAAUGUCGAGUUAAAGAAAGAAGCCGACUUCUUUGGCGAUAUCGUCAUUGUACCUUACAUGGAUCAUUACGACCUCGUUGUUUUGAAAACCGUUGCAAUAUGCGAAUACGGGGUUCAUACAGCUUCCGCAAAGUAUAUCAUGAAAUGUGACGAUGACACGUUUGUUAGAGUCGACAUUGUUUUAAACGAGGCAAACAAAGUAAGCGAUGGCAAAAGCAUAUAUGUGGGAAACAUCAAUUACUAUCAUCAACCUUUACGCUAUGGGAAAUGGGCUGUAACAUAUGAGGAAUGGCCGGGAGAAGAUUAUCCACCAUACGCAAACGGUCCGGGGUAUGUUAUAUCAUCGGAUAUUGCCGAGUUCAUAGCAUCGGAAUUCGAGAAGCAUAAAUUGAAGUUGUUUAAGAUGGAAGAUGUGAGCAUGGGAAUGUGGGUCGAGCAAUUCAACAAAAAGAAGCCGGUUGAUUACGUUCAUAGUUUGAAGUAUUGCCAGUUUGGUUGCAUAGAAGAUUAUUAUACAGCACAUUAUCAAUCUCCAAGACAAAUGGUAUGCUUGUGGAACAAAUUGCAGCUUCUUGGACGACCAGAAUGUUGUAACAUGAGAUAG